CAAGGCUGGACUCACAUUCAAACACCUCCUGUACCUAUGGAUGUCACAGUGGAGAGGGUACUUGCUCCGAUCCACCCUCACCUGCAGAGUGUAAGAAACACAGGAAACACGCAAAUCACUAGCCUGUGUUUCUGGCACUUCUUCGCACAGACUUGUGGGAAGCGUAGUCUUCCGCUGCAUCGCUUCACCCGGAGCCAUUGUGGAAACCGCACUUCCGCAUUGCCUUCGCGCUGGUGCGUUUUCUUGCAAAGUUGGUCGGUUCUUGAGUCCUGCUCCGCGCUCGGGUUGCGUCGCUGACAUGGAGGUUGGUCCAGGGCGCCGCGCACCUCUGCAGGAAAUGCUGUCAUUCAGGGAUGUGGCCAUUGACUUCUCUGCAGAAGAGUGGGAAUGCUUGGAGCCUGCUCAGUGGAAUUUGUACAGGGAUGUGAUGUUGGAGAAUUACAGCAACCUUGUCUUCCUGGGUCUUGCUUUCCCUAAGCCAUACCUGGUCACGUUUCUGGAGCAAAGACAAGAGCCUUCAGAUGUGACAAGACCAGCAGCAGCCACCAUGCACGCAGAUAUAAAACCAUAUACAUGUAAAGAAUGUGGCAAAGCCUGUGAAUGGAACUCACUCCUUGAACACCAGACAGUGUAUCCAGGAGAGAAAGCUUAUAAGUGUGAAGAAUGUGGUAAGGCUUCUGGUUCUUGCUCAGUACCUUCUGAACACCAGAUAAUUGAUAUAGGAGAGACAUCCUACAAGUGUGAAGAAUGUGGCAAAGUCAUUUGUAUUUGCUCAGAAAAUUCUAGCUACCAGAGAAUUUGUAGUGGAGAGAAUCACUACAAGUGUGAAGAAUGUGGAAAAACCUUUUUUACUCAAUCAUGUCUUACUCAGCACGAGGUAGAACACACUGGACAGAAAUUCUAUAACUGUGAAGAAUGUGGGAAACUGUUUUAUUGUCCUUCUCAACUUACAGAACAUCAAAAAAUUCAUUCUCAAGAGAAUCCCUUUAAGAUUGAGGUAUGUAGUGAGGUCUUUUGUGUUCCCAUAGAACUUUCUGAGGACCAGAGAUUUUGUACUGAAGAGAAGCCCUAUAAAUAUGAAGACUGUGUCAAGGCCUUUACUGCUUGCUCAGGACUGUCUGAACACCCAAGGAUUCAUCCAGGAGAGAAAGCCUACAAGUGUGAAGAAUGUGGUAAUGCCUUUUGUACACUCCAUUCAGUAUCUAAACACCUGAAAAUUCAUUGUGAAGUGAAAUCCUACAAGUGUGAAGAAUGUGGGAAAGCCUUUGCUAGUCAUCUUUCCCUGAUUCAGCAUAAGAUAGGUCAUACCCGAGAGAAACCUUACCAAUGUGAAGAAUGUGGCAAAAUGUUUUACUGUACUUCAAACCUUAAACAACAUCAAAUAACUCAUUCUCAAGAGAAACCCUACAAGUGUGAAGUAUGUGGCAAGGUUUUUAGAACUUGCUGGCAACUUUCUAAACAUCUAAGAAUCCAUUCUGGAGAGAAACCGUACAAGUGUGAGGAAUGUGGCAAAGCCUUUUAUACUCUCUCAUAUCUUACUCAGCAC
This is a messenger RNA of Psammomys obesus (fat sand rat), 1546 nucleotides long. RefSeq names its product zinc finger protein 728-like. NCBI's taxonomy places the organism in Eukaryota, Metazoa, Chordata, Mammalia, Rodentia, Muridae. The annotation marks the transcript as partial. Gene Ontology annotation, molecular function: DNA-binding transcription repressor activity, RNA polymerase II-specific. The record is from RefSeq and is a predicted model, not a curated record. The transcript has 4 exons. Gene Ontology annotation, biological process: negative regulation of transcription by RNA polymerase II.